AUGACCAGAAGUUCCGUGCUCGUCGUGCUGUUCGUCCUCUUCCUCUCUCUCCCUCUUUCUUUCUCUCUCCUUGCCCAGCCGUCAGGCUCCAAGCUGGCCUUCGCUCCUCGACUGGGACACAAAGGAAGGGAGGGCGGGGAUAGAAAUUUCUUCGCUCGCUUCCUGCGCAGGAGGACGGGACUUUCCAUGUCCAACCUUGACGCCUCCGCGUCAGGGAGCGGCGGAAAGUCUCCCAGGGAGGGCGAAGGCUCUUCGAUGCUGCAGCGAGUGCCAUGGGGAGUGGUGUACGGGGUUGGGUUCGGGGCCCUUACGGCCUCAAGGAUCUCGCACGAGGCGCACCUGCAAGGGUUCUACAUCAACAGCGUCGGACUCGCUCCGAGCGCCAUCGGGGCAGGAUGGUCGCUCUUCUGCCUGCUGGUGGCGUUUGCAGAGCCUGUGAUCGGGGUCAUGCUCGAUCGGCUGAGGUCUAGGGGGGUUAGUCCUCCUACUGUCCUCAGGCUCCUCCUGCUGCCCUGGCUUGCCUUCGUGUUCUUGAUCUGGACGCCGUCCAGCGCUGCUGCCCCCUGGACUGUUUUCCUCACCGUCAUUGUGUUUGGGCUCCUUCAGGCCACCAUGAACUUGGGCCUUCUCUCGGUCUACCCGACGAUUUUCCCCACCAAGGAGGCGCGAGCAAAAGCGUUGGUCCCCCAGCAGGCCAUGACCAUCGUCGGUCUCCUUGUGGGCAUGACAACACCAGCAAUCCUCUCGGACGACUGGCAGCAGCCUCACGCCUUCAGCUCAAGAUUCGUCCUGGGACUCGCAGCUGCCACGAUGUUCUCGUUUGUCUUGAUGCAGAUUCCGCACGCGAAGGACUCGAAGCCUGUGGGGAAGGAGGAGGAAAAGAAAGUCAGGGGAAGCUCUACCCUCCAGUUCCUCUCCAUCUUCUCGAACCGGUUUUUCCGGCUCAUUCUCGCAACAAUUUUCAUGUCGCAGAUAGGAAACGCGCUGCUUGCCUCAACCCUUCCGCUCUUUGCCAAGGAUCACUCGAUCUUGUUCAUGCUGAAGCUGCUGACGAUGACGGUGGACGAGAUCCAUGCAGGGAUGAAGCAGAUGGAGAAGCAGCAGGCGGAGGUAGAGGGGGUGGGGGAGAAGGUAGAGAGGAUGUGCAAGGAGCUAGGGGAUAGGAUGGAAGCGAUGUUCAAGGAUGGUGGCAAUCAGAAAGGUGAAGCAAAAGUGAAGGUUGAGCGGAAGGGACCAGGGGACGGAAGGAAAGUGAAGGAAGAAGUGGCUGAUGACGUGUCACCAGCCAAGUCUGAGGACAAGAAGAAGGCGAAGCAGAUGUUGGAAGAGCCCGUGGCUGUGAUGGACGACUGGUCUCGCAUGUUGAGAAGCGCGUCGUCAAACCCUCCGAUGGAUCCUCUCAUGCUGCUGGGGCCUCUGCUGGGAUCAUCCCAAGAAGCGGCUCACUCAACGACAUGA
This is a messenger RNA of Guillardia theta CCMP2712, 1458 nucleotides long. RefSeq lists its product as hypothetical. Gene Ontology annotation, molecular function: transmembrane transporter activity. The record is from RefSeq and is a predicted model, not a curated record. The transcript has 11 exons. The coding region runs from base 1 to 1458 and encodes 485 amino acids. Lineage: Eukaryota; Cryptophyceae; Pyrenomonadales; Geminigeraceae. Gene Ontology annotation, biological process: transmembrane transport.